Messenger RNA from Python bivittatus (Burmese python), 4499 nucleotides. NCBI's taxonomy places the organism in Eukaryota, Metazoa, Chordata, Lepidosauria, Squamata, Pythonidae. The record is from RefSeq and is a predicted model, not a curated record.
UAUGCCUGAUUUCCACGGUGGAUCUCUAAAUGGUGCAGUUAUGAAGAUUUGCAGGUUGCCGGUGCGUUGGGGCACACAGCAGGCAAAGCUGCCUGACUUGAAAAGGAUCUCUGGGACUUGGAUAAAUACAGAUUGUCCAGCAAAGGUCACCCAAACAUUUUGUUCCAACAAGUCAGUUCAUGAAAAGUAUAGAACACUAAAUCUGGUUCAUGAAUCUCUCUCAGCCACCAUUUUCUUAAUCAUGGCAUGUUGCGUAAGCUAGAGAUGCUGGGUUCAUACAUUGCACCGAACCACAGACAAGCAAACCAGUCCUUGCUGUGUGUGAUGUGCCCCAUGUUAAAGAGUCAUCUAACCAUCUUCUCCUUUGUUGAGCUUGGUGUAUGGUUUGUCAUCAAUAUCUGCAGAGGAGUACGUAAUAGCCUUGAAGAAGAUAUGCGGUGGCUGUUAGGAAAACAUCAGCUUAGCCCAGAAAGGCAGGAAGGGGUGAGAAAGAAACUCAAGGUUGCCCUCCCUUGAUUCUCUUUAGUAUAAGACGGGGAGAAGGAGACUCUCUUUCAGACAUUCAAGAUUCUGUUGUUGUACCCUGUAACAAUACAGUUCCAGUAGUUCUUGUGGUGUCUAUUUCCUGACCUGGCCUACUUCAAAGGGCUGAAAGUAUCCUGUCCCAAUUCUCUUCUGCGGCUGCCUCCUCCUCCUCCUCCCCCCCAUCAUUUUUGCUCUUCUUGAUACCAACCCCAGUAGAUUUAGUAGGACUCUGGGGAAUCCUGCCCAUAUUCUCCUGGACACCCAUCAGCUGGGAGCUGAGAGGCGUUGGUCCAUUUCUAUUGGCAGCAGAGAAGCAUCCAUUUGGAACAGAAUUAAGGGAGGGUCACAUGGUUCACACCUUUGCACUGAAAGGAAAUAUCUGUUCUUGUACUUAAGACCCUUUUUUUUAUUGUAAGCUGUUAUAUUUGCUACUGAAAAAAGGAAGGUGUAUCUCCAUAACACUUUUUAAAAAAUAUUGCAUUUCUCUGACAUCGUUGGCAUCAGGUGCGAUUGCUCCAUCUGAGCGCGGCCUGUGAAAUUGAAGCAUCCUGAAGUAUGUUCAGCACUAGACUGAUGGAAGCCAAGUGUGUGUAGAUCAAGCAUUGUAGAAAUAACUUUUCCAGAGCUCUUCUUAGGGAGGAUGAGCUGUUGCACCAGAAUUCAUGAUUCCCUCCUGUCCAUUCCUCCCGUGGGACUGGGGCAACUUCUGUGUGGGUCCUGCCUGCUUUUCACCUUGCCUGUUUUAUUUGUCCACCAUAGGCCAAUGAGGUGACCGACAGUGCAUAUAUGGGCUCAGAGAGCACCUACAGCGAGUGUGAGACCUUCACAGACGAGGACACCAGCACGCUGGUCCAUCAUGAGAUGCACGAUGAAGUUGAAACAGACAGCGCCGUCGAUUCCACAGUGCAUUCGGAAUUCAUGGAGCCGGAGGAAACGGAGAAUGGAUCUCACCCUCAUGACUUGUCCUUGACCACCGAUGUCAACAGCCACUCGAUUGUCACUGUAAUCAGUGGGGAGGAGCAUUUUGAGGACUAUGGAGAAGGGAAUGAAGGGGACCUCUUCUCAGACAGCUUGUGCAAUGGAGAAAGUGGCUUCAGUAGCUCGUCUUUCCUUUCUCCCAGCCCGAAUAAGAGACUCUCCAGCAAAAAGGUAGCAAGACACCUGCAUCAGACAGGAACCUUUUCGGUGGAUAACAUGGAACAACCUUUCCGGAAGAGCCUGGAGUGUCUGGAAGAGGAUAUCACUGAUAAGGUGAUCUUCUUGGAGAAAAGAGUGACGGAGCUGGAAAAGGACACCGUUGCAAAUGGGGAGCAGCAGAGCCGGUUAAAGCAAGAAAACCUUCAGCUGGUGCACAGAGCAAAUGCCUUGGAAGAGCAGCUGAAAGAACAAGAGGUAAAAUCUGAUGAAGUUCUUAUGGAAGAAAUCCGGAAACAGAGAGAUCUGCUCAGCAGGAUGGAGCGGGAAAAGAGCAUAGAAAUUGAAAACUUACAAGCCCGGUUGCAUCAACUGGACGAUGAAAAUGGAGAACUUCGGUCCUGUGUCCCUUGCCUCAAAGCCAAUAUUGAGAGGCUGGAGGAGGAGAAGCAGAAGUUGUUGGAUGAAAUCGAAGAUCUCACAGUUCAGCUCACUGAGGAGCAGGAGAACAAGAGAAGGCUGGGGGAAAAGUUGAACCACGAGAGACACCAGUUUCAGAAGGAUAAAGAGUCCACGCAGGAGCUGAUUGAGGACCUCAGGAAGCAGCUGGAACACCUCCAGCUCUUCAAGCUGGAAGCUGAGCAGCGAAGAGGCAGGAGCAGCAGCACCGGCCUCCAGGAAUACAACAGCCGGACACGGGAGAAUGAGUUGGAGCAAGAGAUCAGACGGCUCAAGCAGGACAACCGAAACUUGAAGGAGCAGAAUGAUGAGCUGAACGGGCAGAUCAUAAACCUCAGUAUUCAAGGUGCCAAGAAUCUCUUCUCUGCUUCCUUCUCUGAAUCUCUGGCUGCGGAAAUCAGCUCGGUCUCCAGAGACGAGCUCAUGGAGGCAAUCCAGAAGCAAGAAGAGAUCAACUUCCGACUCCAAGACUACAUUGACCGAAUCAUUGUGGCCAUCAUGGAAACCAACCCAUCCAUCCUGGAAGUCAAGUAGGAGGCUUAGAGCCGAAAACAGACAGACCCAGCGACACGCAGGCGCAGGGGAUUUGCUCCUUGGAAGAAGGGAAUACUGGCCAAGUCUUCACUCUACGGAGAAGGCACAGGAAACCUCACGUUGGAGUGGUUGGGUGACGGAUCGCAGCGAACCUGGGGUGGAGAAGAGAGAGAAAGAGAGGACCAGCCGUUGGGCACGGCUGUACUGACUCUAAUGGGUUUUGGAACCCUCUGGCUGGUGGGAAUGGGGCUAGGGGUGGCAGAAGGAAAUCUGGAACAAAAGAAAGCGAGUCACAGAACAACUUGGGAGAGAGUUGGGUGGUGGGGGUGAGCAUACGCCCGCCCUCUGUUGCAGGAGUGUAGCAGAAUCUGGGCUGCCAGUGGAAAUGGUCUUCUUGGAAACUCGUCCUGUCCACAGGCAACCGAUGCAGGCUUGUGCUGGAUCCCUCGGCACCUGGAAGGGGUAACACAGCAGUACAAGGAAAAUGCUCCCAAAUCCCUCCCUGGGCCUGCCUUCCCCCAUCCCUCUGUUCACUCAUCUGUCCUUGAUCACCAGCCCUCCGAUCACUCUCCCUUUUGGAAGCUGUCUGUGUUCUUUGGCCUGGCCCGUGGGCUGCCUUGAACUGCCUGGUUCUGUGUCUGUUGCACCGUUCUGCAUGAGGCCCGGGGGGGAGGGUUUCGGAGCCCCUGUUCUUGGGCCAGCGGCCUUAAAACCGACGAGGAGCAGGUACUCCAGGGAGGUGAGCAAGUCCACAGAGAGGGCUUUCUGGUGGGCUGACUUAAAAGAAAGGAAGGAAGAACUAAAGCCACAGAUGUGGUCUUCUGGAUGAUUUGGUGGUGGCAACUCAGGUGAUGGAGUUGGUGGUUGGGGCCAGCUGGUGAUGGCGGUGCUGGGGGAAGAGGAGGCUCAGCUGAUGAUACUGAACGUGGAAGCAGAGCUGGCUCUUUAUCCUCCUUUGCCCGCGUGGAGCUGCAGCCGGUUCCUUCCAUGCUUCAUUUCACACCUUUUUUCAUUUGGUUUUUCGUUCGUUAAACCACUUUAAGGCAAGAAUGGCAACUGAUCUGUCUGUUAAAUAAUAAAAACAGAGAAAGAGGGAGGGAGAGAGGAGACAUUACAGAUGGAAGGAACUGAGUUGUUUGUCUGUUGGCACCAACACAUCACAUUGCUUAGAAGGACCUUUUCAACUACUAGCUGUAGUAAGACAUUGAAUUAUUGGCUUAACGUUGCAUCUAUGCUUUUGGGAAGGUGAUGAAACAGAUAUUGCACAAAAUUCUUCUGCUCUUCUCCCUUCUCCUCAGGUCAAAAUAGAUUUCUAUAUCUAUGAGACUCUGAUAAACAAGCAAUUGGGGACAAGUCAACUUUCCCUCCAAUGUAAAUUUUAUGGGAAAAGAUGAAUUUUGCCCAUACCUAAAAAGUAUGCUGUUUCCCCUGAAAAAGAAAGUUUUCCAGUGUGUUUUAAAUGUGCCCUUCAAAAUGUGUUUUAAAAGAGGCUUGCUUCUUGGGGUUCUUUUUUUUAAUGCCAAUAUUGGGGAUUUGAAAAGGGCAUCAUACACCUCUCAUGAGUGGAUCCUGCUUGACUGUUGCUGUAUUUUAGAGAGAACAUCCAGGAGCCCGAGGAGGGUGAGAUUGUGCAUUUCUCUAAAUGCUUUCUGUCUGGGUCUCCUCCACUGUCCACCUGUCUAAAGCACGCACAGAGCAACCGUGCAACUUGGACCAACCAGUCUCAUGUCUGCGUGGCCCGUGUCUGCAGAUAAUUUUCUCGGGGUGCAAGAGUUAGUGCUAAGAGCUGGUAUAGGCUAUUCCUCUGCCUUCUUUGGACUCACCAAGACUUUGAGUUUUCGCCUCCC